AUGGCAAUGCCCAUGUGGGGCCGGGCAGCUCUUUCUGCUGGAUUCACCAAGCUCAGGACGGGGAUGGCAAGAGGUCCUGCCAUGACCUCCUAUGGACACGUGCAGUCUGGCUGUGGCAGACAGUGGAGGAGAAGAGUGACACCUGUGAGGCACAUCUGGAGUGUUGGGUCCAGACUGGAGCUCCCCAGUACAAGAGGCGUGGACAUACUGGAGCCAAGGGUCACCGAGUCAUAUAUAUCUAAUGGAAGAGAGCUGUCAGAGUCUGGCAGUAACCAGUCCCAACCAAAAAUAUUUCCCCCUGAGACUAGUUCGUCAGAUUCCAGAUCUGCUCUCGCAGCAGAAAAUGUGAAAAGACUGGAAAAGGAGUACAUGACUUCUAAAGAACCCUUCAAUAAGCUUAGAAUGCCUAAGUAGACUAAUCUUGCUCACUUCAACAAAGAGAUGACUAAGAAAACUGGCACAGAGAUUGUUUGGGAUGCAGAGACUGAAAGAGUCUCCUCAUCUUUUCCUGCAAAGUGGAGUGAAAAUAGCAAGGAAGUUUGCAAGAAAACCUCUGAAGAAAUUUCAAGGAAAAAAAAAAUAAGCUAUUUGCUGUCGGCUCAGUCCAUUGGCUCUAAGCUGAAGGAAUCCAAUGGCCAUGACUCAGCUACCAGCAUCCUGCCUGGUGAUACCUCUUUGCAGACAGCGUGCAGGUGGCUAUAUCCGACCUCCUGCUGCAGCAGAAGGCACGACAUGGAGGAUGAGGUGACCCCAACAGAGCAGAGCUAAUCAGACAAGUUUCUGUCUGCUAGGGAACAGGGAGAGAGGAGCUCAGAGGCGGUGGGUGGCAGGAGGUGGCAGGUCUUAAACCCACAGCAGACCGAUUUAACCGCCAGCUUUGCACUCAACCCAGUUGUGGAUCCCAGUCCUACUCUUUGUGUUCUGGAAACAGAUAUGGCCUCACUGGGGCAAGAGCACCUGCAACAUAUCCUGCAGCUGGAACCACAGCACGUGGGGGCUCUGGGUCCUGGAGGGGACUCCAACAGCUAUGGAAACAUGCGACAGAGCCAAGCUGUCACAGACUUGCUCUAUAACGCAGAUAAGACUCUGUAUAAUCAGGCAGAGAGGAUGUGUUGGGACAACUUUGACCCUUGGUUCAGCCCACAUAGGUCUCUUGAUCAGUGGGACUCCCUUCUCAAAUGGUCCAGAGACCCCCUCAGCAAAGACUCUCUAAAGUGCAUCUUUUGCAGCGCUCCUGAAAAGCCAGUCCCAACAGUGGUUGAUCUGAAGGAACAGCCCCAGGAAAUUCUCUUUUGCUGCAGGAGAUGUAAGGAAGUGUUUGAUGCUGUCACCUCAGCGCUGAUGAGUGGAGAUGAAGCAGAGGAAAAGCUGGACUUCACUCCCCAUACUGACCCUUUCCAAGGUGAGGUGAGAAGCAGCAUGGAGAAGCUGCUGCAACACAUUGAGGCAUCCUCACGGCAGUCCUAUGAUGGCAGGAAAGAUCCGUUGUCUGCUGAGCAGGCAGCUGUGCUGAACAGGGCCAAAAUACCAACACUGGGCCAGGAUGGGUCUGUGCUGCCAAGGCAAGGCUUGCCUGAGAGUCUUCACACAGUUCAUCAUGGAAUCAUUUUGGCAUGUUUUCCCCUGUUUCCAGAUGGAAGUGGUCAGGUUUACUCCUCAUUGGACAACGUAGCCAUUGUUAUCAUGUUCUCCUAGGAAGCCUUGUCCACCUAUUGCAUCCUGGAGGACAGCAGUUACCUGGGGAUCAGGGCUACUUUCACAGGGGCAAGAGCCAGAGAGGAGUGCCUGAAGUGGCAUCACUUCAGCCACAACACUCACAGCUCUCCUUUCUAGUCCAUUACCAAAAACCUGAGCAGCCACAUCACCAUCAAAAUCCUGUCUCGGGAUCAAAUGCACUGACUGUUCCCCAGCCACAGUGGUUGUACCUGUUUCAACACGGGCUCCUGGCUGAAGUUGAAGGAUCCAGAGAUAAGUCACCCACUUAAGCAGCCAGACAGCAAAAAGGAGCUCUUCCUUCAAGCCAAAAAGAUUCAGCUCAGGAGCCCGCUGUCCUAAACAGUGUUGCAAUACUUUUGGCAACCUCUCUCUCAGUGA
Molecule: messenger RNA, 2094 nt
Organism: Colius striatus (speckled mousebird)
Lineage: Eukaryota; Metazoa; Chordata; Aves; Coliiformes; Coliidae
Gene: ERICH6B
Product: glutamate rich 6B
Source: RefSeq, a predicted model, not a curated record